Molecule: messenger RNA, 1904 nt
Organism: Choloepus didactylus (southern two-toed sloth)
Lineage: Eukaryota; Metazoa; Chordata; Mammalia; Pilosa; Megalonychidae
Product: zinc finger protein 77-like
Exons: 4
Coding region: 21-1565 (514 amino acids)
Biological process (GO): regulation of DNA-templated transcription
Source: RefSeq, a predicted model, not a curated record
CCCCGCUUCCGGUCGCGGCUAUGACUUCCGGGUCAUUCUGUCACCAGUUCCGGCCGCGAGGGCCGCCGGGAGGACGCCGCGGGGAUACCGGGGCGCCGGAGAUGGACUCAGUGGUUUUUGAGGAAGUGGCUGUGAACUUCACCCCAGAAGAGUGGGCUUUGUUGAAUCAGGCUCAGAGGAACCUCUACAGAGAUGUGAUGUUGGAAAUCUGCAGGAACCUGACUUCAGUAGAUUGUUACACUCAAGUUAAAACCAGUGGAUCAGGUCCUCAGCAGGAUAUUUUGGGGAGUAAAGUAUCCAAUGAAGAGAAAAUAGUAAGGUUCACAAGAAUUGAUUCCUGGUCCUCUGUUUUUGGGGAAAACUGGAAAUUUCAUAACAUUGAACAUCAGCACCAAAUCCAGGAGAGGCCCCUGAGAAGUCAUUUGGUGGAGAGCCUCUGUGAAAGUAAUGAAGGUAAUCAAUGUGGAGAAUCCUUGAGUUCUCAUAUUGAAAAUCUUAUUGUGCAUAAGAGUUAUCCUACAGGAGUUAAACCCUAUGAUUGCACUAAAUGUGGAAAAGCCUUUAAGGAUCAUUCUUUCCUUGAGACUAAACAAAGAUCUUACACUGGACACAAACCAUAUCAAUGUGAAGAAUGUCAACAGCCUUGCAGUUGUCCCCCGUGCCUAAGCACUCAUGUAAAAACUCACAUUGCAGAGAAAACCUAUAAAUGUCAGGACUGUGGGAGAACAUCUAAGAAACAUGUGAAAACUCUCAGCAGUAAAAACCCUUUUGAAUGUAAGAAAUGUGGGAAAACUUUCACUUGCCCCUUAUCCUUUAAGGGACAUAUGAGAGGUCACAGAGGACAGAAAAUCCAUACAUGUAAGGUAUGUGGGAAGGCCUUCAUUUAUUACUCGUACCUUACACGACACAUAAGAAGUCAUACUGGAGAGAAACCUUAUGAAUGUGAGCAUUGUGGGAAAGCCUUCAGUUGUCCCUCAUACUUUCGAGAACAUGCAAGAAUGCACACUGGAGAGAAACCCUAUUUGUGUAAACAUUGUGGGAAAGCCUUAAGUUAUUACACAUCCCUUCGAGAACACAUGAGAACACACAGUGAAGAUAAGCUCUAUGAAUGUAUGCAGUGUGGGAGAGCCUUCAGGUAUCCUUCAUCCCUUCGGGGACAUAUGAGAAUGCACAUUGGAGAGAAAUCUUAUGAAUGUCAGCAAUGUGGCAAAGCUUUCGGAUGUCUCAAAUACUUUCAAAGACAUGUGAAAACACACAGUGGACUGAAGCCCUAUGAGUGUAAGGAAUGUGGGAAAGCCUACAGUUUUGCCUCAUCCCUUCGAGUACAUGUGAGAACACACACUGGAGAGAAACCCUAUGAAUGUAAGGAAUGUGGGAAAACCUUCCGUUGUUCCUCAGGCCUUCGAGUACAUGUGAGAACGCAUACUGGAGAGAAACCCUAUGAAUGUAAGCAUUGUGGGAAAGCUUUCAGGUAUACUGCAUCCCUUCGAGUGCAUGUAAGAAUUCACACUGAAGGGAAGCCCUAUGAAUACAAGGAAUGUGAGAAGACCUUCACUCAUUCUUAAAACUUUGUACACAUAAGAAAACACACUGGAGAGAAACCUUAUGAAUGUGAAGAAUGUGGGAAAACCUUCAAGUAUAGUACUUCCCUUAUUGUGUACAUGAAAACUCAGAAUAAUUAUAAAUAUGGUGUUGCUUUGUAAGUGCCUCAUCCUUAAUAUAGAUCCCUAUGAGCCUAGCCUUGGUAUUAUGGGCUUGAGGAUGCUGUCUUGACCAAUAGGGGGAAAAGAAAUGAGACAAAAUAAAGCUUCAGUGGCUGAGAGAUCUCAAAUAGAGUCGAGAGGUCAAUCUGGAGGUUAUUCUUAUGCAUUAUAUAGAUACCCCUUUUUAGUUUCUAGUGUAUU